GAGGCUCUCUCUCCCACUCUCUCCUGCUGUCUGUGUGCAUGGCUCAGGUCUGCUGCAGCAAGUGAGCACAUGUCCAGAGCAAACACAGUAUUUUUGCAGAUACUACUGACAAGGAUUGAAUCUCUCCACCAACCAGACUUUGGGACAUUGCUUCUACCAACCUGCACACACAUCCUGGACAUCUGCAUUCAAUCAAAUGCAUUUACUGGAACUGGAUCAGUUUGAGCUUACUUUGCACACAUCCAAAUGUGCAGCUUGCCAUAUACUAUCUGGGUUCUGCGAAGUGUACAUGUCAACUUGCAGGCAGGUGUGAUGCUGGGUCAGUGUGUUUGAUCGCCUAUAGAAACACACACGGAUGCAUCUGCAGAGACCAGGACAUCAAAUGAGGACAUCCAAUCCUUUCAGAAAAAAUCAUUUUGAGUCUCAGCCCUGUGCUUGACAGAUGCUGCUGGAGAUUUAACAUGUGCAUUGUUUUAGAACAAUGCUCUCCUCUUCUCACACAUUGUAGUGAAAUAUCACACCCAAGCUGCUUUGAUUUACUGCAUAAUUGGGUCAAGAGCCAAUUUAUCCUAAUCUGAAAGACAGUAUCUUCAAACCAUGGCCCUACAGACCUGUAAUUUGCAUCACUCCUUGGUUUCUCACCUCCUUCCCUUUGUCCUGCUGUUACUUCUCCAUGCCUGGGGAGGGUGCUGUCACCCCCAGUGUUUGGAUUACAAGCCUCCGUUUGAGCCCCGACAGCCACUGGUCUUCUGUAAAGAGUAUAGCAAGUUUGGAUGCUGCGAUCUGGAAAAAGAUGGAGAAAUAUCAGCCAAGUUUUACACCAUCAUGGAAAACUUUGACCAUUCAGGUUAUGAAGCCUGUGGCAGGUACAUACGCAGCAUCCUCUGCCAGGAGUGUUCUCCAUACUCGGCCCACCUGUUCGAUGCUGAAGAUGCUAACACGCCCAUGCGGAUGCUGCCUGGCCUCUGCGGGGAUUACUGCUCCAGCUACUGGAUGCAGUGUCGCUACACGCUCAGCCUCCUUUUGGAGGACUCGGGGAACCCGCAGCAGUUUGCAAACCUGACUGCAACGAUAGAAGAAGACCGCAAAAAGUUUUGUGACUAUCUGGAGCUGAAGGACAAGCAGUACUGCUAUCCUAAUGUGUUGACAAAUACAGAGCUGAAUGCUAACCUUGGCUUGGUCCGUGAAGAUCCCACGGGAUGUCUGGAGCUGUGUUUGCAAGAGGUUGCCAACGGGCUCCGUAACCCUGUGGCCAUGAUUCACGCAGAAGACGGGACUCAUCGAUUCUUCGUGGCGGAGCAGCUUGGUUAUGUGUGGGUGUAUCUGGCCAACGGCUCCAGGAUCGACCGGCCUUUCCUUAACCUCACCCAUGCCGUCCUCACAUCACCGUGGGCAGGAGAUGAGAGAGGAUUCCUCUGCAUAGCCCUACACCCAAGGUUUGAUGAGGUCAAGAAAGCCUAUGUGUACUACUCUGUGUCAGUAAAGAAGGAGGAGAGGAUACGUGUCAGCGAAUUCACUCUGCUAACAACCGAUGACAACCAACUAGAUCACUCAUCUGAGAGGACUAUUCUUGAGGUGGUAGAGCCAGCAUCCAAUCACAAUGGAGGGCAGCUUCUAUUUGGCCGUGACGGGUACCUGUACAUCUUCAUCGGUGAUGGUGGCCGAGCUGGAGACCCAUUUGGAAAGUUUGGCAACUCACAGAACAAAUCAACACUCCUCGGGAAGGUGCUGCGUCUUGAUGUGGACAACAAUGACGAUGGCACCCCGUACAGCAUCCCCUCUGACAACCCUUUCUUGCACGAGAAAGAAGCUCGACCCGAGAUUUAUGCCUAUGGAGUUCGCAACAUGUGGCGUUGCUCCAUCGACCGAGGUGACCCCACCACAGGCCGAGGCGGAGGCAGGAUGUUUUGUGGUGACGUAGGCCAAAACAAAUUUGAGGAGGUGGACCUUAUUGUAAAAGGAGGGAACUACGGAUGGAGGGCCAAAGAAGGCUUCAGCUGCUACGAUCGCAAACUCUGUCUAAACUCCUCGCUAGAUGACAUCCUGCCUAUCUUUGCAUACCCCCACAAGCUGGGCAAAUCAGUGACGGGAGGUUACAUCUACAGAGGCUGUCAGAUGCCCAACCUCAACGGACUCUACAUCUUUGGGGAUUUCAUGAGUGGGCGUCUGAUGUCUCUGAAGGAGAAUGUCGCUUCAGGUGAAUGGCAGUACAGAGAGAUCUGCAUGGGAGGAGACCAGACCUGCAGAUUCCCAAAACUCAUCAACAGUUAUUAUAAAUACAUCAUCUCUUUUGCUGAGGAUGAAGCAGGUGAACUGUAUUUCUUGGCCACUGGAGUGGCGAGUGCCAAGGCCAGAGCAGGAGUCGUCUAUAAGAUAGUGGAUCCUUCCAGGCGAGCAGCACCAGGAAAAUGCAGCUUCAAACCUGCUCCUGUUAAGAUAAAAGGAAAACUGGUUCACUUCUACCCCAAAGAAGAGUUCGUAAUCAACAAGAAACCAACAACCACACCAAUACCAACAACAUCCACAAGAAAAGCUACAACAACAACAAAAACACCCCCAAGAAGAAAAACACCAAUUAUUAUUAUCAAACCACCAAUGCCAACAAGAAAAACAAUAAAAACAACAUUACAGACAACAAGAAAAACACCCCCAACAACAGCACUAAAAACAACAUCAAAAACAACAAUCAAACCAACAACCGUACCAACAACUGUCCAGAAGGCCAUGGAAACAACCCCCGCCCCAACCACACCCACCGGUUAUCGCACAACCAUCAUGACUGCGGCCUUCACUAGGAGUGCUCAAACACCAAUCAUCCCCACAUCUCCAACCAGGAAACACGGGAGACCCCUUCAAUACGCUCCUAUUACCACCUCCAAACCUUUAACAUCAGCACAACCUCCCCCUUCCCCAUCCACAACAUCCAUGAAACGCCCCAAGGUGGCUUUGACCUCUGAGCGCCCGGCAGAGUUGACCACACCACAGCCGCAGUAUUGGAGUCUGAAACCCACGACAUCAGGAUACAAGCCCCAGAGACCGCCGAUCAACACAACACCGACCAAAACACAAGAAGAGGGGCUGCGGCUCGGAGAGAAGCUGGAAAACACCGGAGGGGCUAACCAAGUAUACAAGAGGACCCGAGGAAGAAGUCGAGGUUCGAAGAGAGGAAGAGGAGGGAGAGGAGGAAGAAAGCUGCGUGCCGGCUCGGUGCGACUGGUGACCACUGAUGGAUUAUCAGAUCGAGGCAGACUGGAGAUCUUUAUCCGUGGGGAGUGGGGGACGGUAUGCGAUGACCUUUUCACCAGCAAAGCAGGUUCUGUGGUGUGUCGACAGCUCGGCUUCACCACGGCGUUUGCGGUGAUGAAGAGGGCUGCCUUGGGGGAAGCGGACCGUAACGUCAGGAUCCUGUUGGACGACGUGGAGUGUGAGGGCGGGGAGAGGUCGCUGCUGGAGUGCAAGAGAUCCAGGGUGGGGAAACACAACUGCUCACAUGGGGAAGAUGUAGGGGUGAUCUGCGGUUAG
Gymnodraco acuticeps is the source of this 3522-nucleotide messenger RNA. Its product is annotated as HHIP-like protein 1. Gene Ontology annotation, cellular component: membrane. NCBI's taxonomy places the organism in Eukaryota, Metazoa, Chordata, Actinopteri, Perciformes, Bathydraconidae. The record is from RefSeq and is a predicted model, not a curated record.